AUGGGUGCCUCCAAGUACAACCACCUCGAAGAUGAGGUGACCUUCGGUGCGACCGUCGACACACCCACCAAGACUCAAAACCACCUUGCACCCAAUAUCUUCGACACUCCCAAGUCAUUGAGUCCCGUCGUCACCGUCGACUCCCCACCGACACCCAGCGAAGAGCGCCUGACUCCAUUCUACGCCGCUCCUUCUGCCGAGGUCUCUCGCCAAACACUCCCCGUCGGUCACGACGAAGACCUCGAAGCUGCUCGCAAAGAGGGAUACUUUAUUACUUCAAACCCUGUUGGCUCAGACCUCAACCUUCCAUCUGGCAUGCUUCCCGUAUCGGCCGUUCCCACUGGCUCACGAUCGAGCUUUGAUGGCCGUACCAAAGAAUGCACAAUGUGGCCGACCAAGCAGACCCUUCGCAACCAGGACAAAGCCGAGAGAGCCAAGCGCAGAGCAGCAAGAGCCUGUGGUUGCAGCAGCAUCCACGCUUGGUGGUGCAGCAUGAGCAAGAAGCAAAGACUGUGGUUCAAGAUCCUCCUUGCUGCCGUUCUCAUUGCCUUGGCUUGCGGUUUGGGCAUUGGUAUCAGCAAGGCCGUCGGUGCUGGCGUCUUCGCUGGCAAGGGUCAAACCAAGCCUAUCGCCAACGCAUAG
Aureobasidium melanogenum CBS 110374 is the source of this 642-nucleotide messenger RNA. RefSeq lists its product as uncharacterized. The transcript has a single exon. Lineage: Eukaryota; Fungi; Ascomycota; Dothideomycetes; Dothideales; Saccotheciaceae. The record is from RefSeq and is a predicted model, not a curated record. The coding region runs from base 1 to 642 and encodes 213 amino acids.